AUGAAGGAGCAGUUUACAAAAGAUUUUUCUGCCCGUUACACCUAUCUUCAAGAUCUUCUCUACUCGGCCUCAGCACUCGACCCACGUUUCAAAGACUUGUCAUUCUUGGACGACAGUGACACCACCAAAGACAUGGUCUUCAUGAAGAUUACAACAGCAGUGUUGAAGAUGAGUGAUAUGGUUUUGGAUGAAGAUGUGCCAGCUGAAGAGGACAACAGGAGCCCAAAAAGUGAAGAAGAUGAUACAGAUCAUUCACCUCCUAAGAAGAAGACCGCACUGGACCAGAUGUUUGGAGAUCUGCAGUGUCAGAGGGUGCAGAAGAAGACCAUUCAGGACAGAGCUAAGGAGGAAAUCUUAAAUAAACCAUCAGACGCCGUGAUGGAGGGACCUUGCUCCCCGGAACACGCCGCUGUUCUGACGGACAGUAUUCUGAACAUGCUGGUCACCGACAUGCGCCCGCUGAGCAUGGUGGACGAUGUCGGCUUCAAGGCCAUGAUCGCCACUUUCCAACCUAAUUAUGUGCUUCCUACGCAGACCUACUUAACAAAGCGGUUGGAAGAAAAGUUUGAAGAACUAAGAGCCAAGAUGAAGACGGCUCAGCGGGAGGCCGACACCGCGGCACUGACCGUCGUCUGUAAGAAGGAAGAUUAA
Messenger RNA from Knipowitschia caucasica, 651 nucleotides. NCBI's taxonomy places the organism in Eukaryota, Metazoa, Chordata, Actinopteri, Gobiiformes, Gobiidae. The record is from the annotation of a GenBank genome assembly.